AUGAGCCGGCUAUAUUGUAUGGGAUCAAAUGGCCAAGGGCAACUGGGAUUAUCUCAUAGGGAAGAUAUUAUAGCGUUACAAGAAGUUCCUUUACCUGAGUCACUCAACAAGAUCAAGAAAUUAAAUUGUGGAGGUAAUCAUACAAUAUUAUUGGACUCGAAUGGAUCGAUCUAUGGGACUGGUGAUAAUAAUGAGAGUCAAUUAGGAUUACCUGAAAAGGUAUUAGCACAGUUUAACAAGUUACAAUGUAAUGUUAAAGUGAAAGAUAUUGCAUGCAGCUGGACCUCCACCCUUAUACUUACCGAGGGGAAUGAAUUAUUGAUAAUGGGUAAAGGCUUUAAGGGUGAACUGGGUCUUGGAUCUGGGGUUGUAUCUACUGAAAAUAAAUGGGUUAGUGUGAUGAAAUUCAAACAAGGAAAUACUGUGAAACUAUAUGGUUCCCUACAAAAUUUUGUAGUAGUUGAUAAUUCAUUAUAUGGCUCGAUAAUAUACGGGUGGGGUGCUAAUACCAAAUGCCAACUGCUGAGCCCCAAAUCACGAAAAGUCGAAAAACCUACAGUCUUGUGGGAAAGUUCUAACACAACAAUUCAGGAAGUAGCAAUGGGCAAGGAUUUUUUUGCUUUUAUCGAUGAUCAAAGAAAUCUUGUGAAAUUAACUGGCAAUGUUCCUCAAUCAUUUGAUCUAAAGAACCGAACCAAAAAAGAUAUUCUAGGUAUCCACUGUAUGUGGACAUCGAUACAUCUUCAAACAGCAAACCAAAUACAGUCAUAUGGUAACAAUAGGUAUAAUCAAUUAUUUGAUAAUACAAAAUUUGAUAGAGAUAACGUAAUAAAAUUUGUGGCAGGCAGUGAACACGGUAUUUUAGUGACCAAAAGAGAAGAUUUCUUUGAAGUUUGGUGCUGGGGUUGGGCUGAACAUGGGAAUUGUGGAAUCCUUAAUGGACCAACUGAAGUUCAAACUUCAAUACAUAUUAAUGAUCAAUCAAAUAUCUCCAGUCCUCCUAAUAUGAUAUUUAAAUGCAAGAAGGAACCAUUUGUAUAUGGUGGAUGUGCUACUACAUGGAUUUGGGUUUAA
This is a messenger RNA of Henningerozyma blattae CBS 6284, 1074 nucleotides long. RefSeq names its product Ats1p (gene ATS1). The transcript has a single exon. The record is from RefSeq and is a predicted model, not a curated record. Lineage: Eukaryota; Fungi; Ascomycota; Saccharomycetes; Saccharomycetales; Saccharomycetaceae. The coding region runs from base 1 to 1074 and encodes 357 amino acids. Gene Ontology annotation, molecular function: guanyl-nucleotide exchange factor activity. Gene Ontology annotation, cellular component: cytoplasm.